Phanerochaete carnosa HHB-10118-sp is the source of this 3166-nucleotide messenger RNA. RefSeq lists its product as uncharacterized. Gene Ontology annotation, cellular component: cytoplasmic stress granule. Gene Ontology annotation, biological process: mRNA splicing, via spliceosome. NCBI's taxonomy places the organism in Eukaryota, Fungi, Basidiomycota, Agaricomycetes, Polyporales, Phanerochaetaceae. The transcript has 6 exons. Bases 459 to 2477 code for a protein of 672 amino acids. Gene Ontology annotation, molecular function: mRNA binding. The record is from RefSeq and is a predicted model, not a curated record.
CGUUGCUGUUUGAGCUGUUGUUUCCUGGAUCUGUUCUGGUCUCUCUGUCCUCUCAUCUCUCUCUCUUCCUCUUGCCUUCGGCCUUCCCGACCUCGGUCUUUGCUUUCUGCAGGGUCGACGCUGCCUCCGCCUUCGUGUACAUCGCGCCCGACGUUCAGUUUCAAGGGUUUCGCUUUGCGUUCGCGAGUGCGGUCUUUUGCUUCGUUGCGAGGGCAGUUCAAGAGAUAUUUUCACAUUUAAAUAAUCUAUCUCUAUAAAUCCUCGCACCUUCUCUCUCCGUGCGUCUCGUUUCUUCGAACCAACUCACACAUUCCUUUGCUACCACUCCCCACCUGCUCCCGCUCAUUUGUUUGCAUCAUCUAACUUGAUUUCUGCCUUUCUUCUCAUCAUACGUUCCCGCCGUUGCCCCUGCUCCACCCACUUGCACCCGAACACCUCCACCCCUCGUCGCACGCGCAAUGAUGGACGAUUCGCAAACAGCGUUUGCUCAAUACCCUCCGUUUGCAGGUUUUGAUCUCGAAAUGAUGAAGCGGUCAAUGGAUAGCGUCGGUGGUCCGGAUGCCAAGAAGGCUCGUUGGUCCCCUACCUCCUUCGGCUCCAACGGCCUCAACGGCCUUAGCAACAACAAUGCGGCCCGCGAUGCGUUCGCUAAUUACGGCUAUGGUCCCCAGGCGAGCCUCUCUCAGGCUGGCUACAGCACCUCUUCGCCCUCAAGCGGUUUCACUGGCAGCCCUCUUUACGCCACACCCUCGCUCAGCAUUAACACCGUGACAGGAUCCAAUGGUAUGCAGUCGCAGAUGAGCCCGAACACCGCGGGCCCCUUCACACCCCAGACGCAACAGACACCGGCUGGCGCUAAUGGUGGUUCGUAUGGCGGGUUUGGUGGAUAUAAUAUGCUCGCUAUGGGCAUGUCCCCAAUGGGUGUCCUAAACGGAUUCCCAUAUGGUAACCAGAUGGGCAACUUUUCCCAGCAACGCCUGCCAUCGCUAGCAAUUCCGUCGCCCGCUACCUCGCCUUAUUCUCCGGCAGCUCUUUCGGCUGCUAUGGGAGCGCAUAACAAUGUCACCGGACGCACAGUUUACGUCGGUAACCUUCCCGCAACUGCCUCCGUAGACGAGCUUCUGAACCUCGUUCACUUCGGCCCGCUCGAGUCUAUCCGAGUCCUUCCCGAGAAGUCGUGUGUCUUCUUGUCCUUCCUUGAUGGAGCUACCGCUGCGGCUUUCCACGCCGAUGCCUUGAUCAAGAAGCUGUCUCUACACGCUCAAGAGCUCAAGAUCGGCUGGGGCAAACCCUCCGCCGUUCCAAGCGCUGUUGCCCUUGCUAUCCAGCAAAGCAAUGCGAGUCGCAAUGUGUAUCUGGGCGGAUUAGACGAGAACGUCACCGAGGAGAUGCUUCGUGACGACCUUAGCCGCUUUGGUCUUAUCGACCAAGUGAAGAUUGUCCGCGACAAGAACAUUGGUUUCGUCCACUUUUUGAGCAUCUCUACCGCUACUAAGGUUGUAAACACCCUCCCUACCGAGCCAGCAUGGCAAGGCAAGCGAGUUAACUACGGCAAGGACCGCUGCGCAUACAUCCCGAAGUCUCAGCAAGCCGCCGCUCAGGCAGCCCAGGCAGCAGCUGCGCAAUCGCUGGUUGCUCAGUCUGCCGCAGCCUUGACUCCCAUCAACACGAACCACGGCGGCUUCGGUCUUACCGGAGCGUCUCCGCUUACUCCCUACUUGCCUUUCUCGCCUGAUGGUCUGCAGGGUAUGGCCGGCGCUACCAGCCUGAACCGUACUGUUUACCUUGGUAACAUUCACCCUGAGACGACGACCGAAGACCUUUGCAACGCUAUUCGUGGCGGUGUCCUUCAGAGCCUUCGCUACAUGCAGGACAAGCACAUUGCGUUCGUUACCUUCAUCGACCCCGCAGCCGCACUCACCUUCUUCCAAGUCGCGUCGUAUCAGGGUCUCACGCUCAACAACCGCAGGUUGAAGAUUGGUUGGGGCAAGAACUCUGGUCCGCUCCCGCCGGCGUUAGCGCUUGCAGUUCAUUCGGGUGCGACACGGAACGUCUACGUUGGCAACAUCGAAGACUUCGAUACAUUCAACGAUGAAAAGCUGAAGCGAGACUUCGGCGAGUAUGGUGAAAUUGAGCUGGUCAAUUUCCUCAAGGAGAAGAACUGCGCGUUCGUUAACUUUACAAAUAUCUCGAACGCCAUCAAGGCUAUCGAUGGAGUGAAGAACAAGCCGGACUACGCUAAUCUGCGGAUCGCCCACGGCAAGGACCGGUGCGCGAACCCCCCGCGCUCUGGCCCGCAGGGCGGCAUGCGCCGCUCCGCGAGUGGUGGUACCAUGGCGACGCCCAUGAGUGCGGUUGAGCACGACCCCGAAGCAUUCGCGCUCAUCAAGUCGGACGCCAUCACACUCGGCGAGGAGAAGCAGGAGCCCAUGGACAGCAGCGUUCUCGAUGCCGUGAACGCCGAUCCCUCUAACUAAAUCGGCUGCACGAACAAUCGUAGAGUCGCCUGACUCGCUUAUUCGUACUCUACGUUCAUUCGAUACCCUUCGAGCGUCUUAAUCUGCUGUCUCUCUCCUCGCUACCCCCAUUAUCUUGUGCUCCCAGCUUACGACGAUGGAAUUCCCUGUUUCCCUACCCGAAAACCUCACAACAUCCAAGUGGGUGGAGCAGCCGGCCCCGGUUCCGCACACACCGCGCCGCACUCGUGCGUUGACCUUCACUGGUUCGGCCGUACGAGUACGGUAUCGCACACACACCCCUUCCUGUGCGCGGACUUUUGGGCUAUUGGUUGUCACUCUCAUUUAUUCACUUCGCUUCUCCCGACACAUAUGCUCCCCCUUUUAUAUUCUGCUUCCAACGUGCCAUAACUUACUGUCCUCCCGUUUACCCGCGACUUCCUCCGAGUUUUGGUCGCGUGUCGUGAUGCAAAACAUUAGCGAUCGGCUUUUACGUUCAUUGCUGUUGAAUACCUGUGUUCUGAAGCCUGCCUCCUGCUCCUGAUACCGGUACUAUAGGGUUGAUACAUCGAAUUGCGCUAAUACUGCAUGUACAUACCACACGGCAUAUCUGUCUGAAUGAGUCUCUGUUUACUCUCUGUAAUAUGUCGAACGAGUGCGAUGGAGCAGUGACCUUGAGAGUCUGAAGCGAUCCGCGAUGGCAACUGCCU